Molecule: messenger RNA, 2158 nt
Organism: Eutrema salsugineum
Lineage: Eukaryota; Viridiplantae; Streptophyta; Magnoliopsida; Brassicales; Brassicaceae
Product: alpha-L-arabinofuranosidase 2
Exons: 18
Coding region: 72-2117 (681 amino acids)
Biological process (GO): L-arabinose metabolic process
Molecular function (GO): alpha-L-arabinofuranosidase activity
Source: RefSeq, a predicted model, not a curated record
ACUUCUAUCUGAGUACUAUCUCUCUCUAUUUUCUAUACAUUUCGUGCCUUUCUUCAAUCAACGGUUUGGACAUGGAGUGUUCUUGGAAGUUUCUCAGAAGUGUUUGCAUACUUUUAUUUCUCCUUGGCUCUUGUUCUGUCUACCAAAGCCUUUGUGUUGUUGAUUCUCGAGAAUAUGCCACAAAACCGAAUGUGACACUGCAAGUAGAUGCUUCUAAUGCCACAGGACGACCCAUUCCUGAAACCUUUUUCGGGAUUUUCUUCGAGGAAAUCAAUCAUGCUGGAGCAGGUGGACUGUGGGCUGAACUUGUUAGCAACAGAGGUUUUGAAGCUGGUGGACAAAACAUUCCUUCCAAUAUCUGGCCUUGGUCCAUUAUUGGAGAUGAAUCAUCCAUUUCUGUAGUUACAGACCGUUCUUCAUGUUUUGAGCGCAACAAAAUUGCACUUAGAAUGGAUGUGUUUUGUGGCAGCAAUGCUAGUAGCAAUGGUUGUCUAUCAGAAGGAGUCGGGGUUUAUAACCCUGGUUACUGGGGCAUGAACAUUGAAGAAGGGAAGAAAUACAAAGUGGUGCUUUAUCUGCGUUCGACAGGGGACAUUGAUCUGUCUGUGUCAUUGACAAGCUCGAAUGGAUUAGUGACUCUUGCUUCAGAAAAGAUCAUAGCUAUGGCUUCUGAUGUUUCAAACUGGACUAGAAAGGAAAUGCUUUUGGAGGCAAAUGGAACAGAUAAUGGUGCAAGACUUCAGUUGACAACUACCAAAAAGGGUUCAGUUUGGUUUGAUCAAGUCUCAGCCAUGCCUGUGGAUACUUACAAGGGACAUGGUUUCAGAAAUGAUCUUUUGCAAAUGAUGGUUGAUCUAAAACCCCGAUUCAUCCGUUUCCCGGGUGGUUGCUUUGUUGAGGGUGAUUGGUUAGGCAACGCCUUCCGCUGGAAAGAAACCGUAGGACCUUGGGAAGAGAGACCUGGCCAUUUUGGUGACGUUUGGAAGUACUGGACUGAUGAUGCCCUUGGCCACUUUGAGUUCUUUCAAUUGGCUGAAGAUAUCGGUGCUGCCCCAAUAUGGGUGGUUAAUAAUGGAAUCAGUCACAUUGACCAAGUUGAAACAGAAAGUGUCAUGCCCUUUGUUCAAGAAGCGCUGGAUGGUAUUGAGUUUGCUCGUGGUGAUUCUAAUUCAACAUGGGGAUCGGUUCGAGCUGCAAUGGGACAUGCAGAGCCUUUUGAGCUGAAAUAUGUUGCUAUUGGGAAUGAGGAUUGUGGAAAGACUUACUACAGAGGAAACUACCUUGAGUUCUAUAAGGCUAUCAAAAAUUCCUAUCCAGACAUCAAAAUCAUCUCCAACUGCGAUGGAUCUUCUCAACCGCUAGAUCACCCUGCUGAUUACUAUGAGUAUCACAUUUACCCUCUUGCCAUGGAGUUGUUUUCCAUGUCCCAUAAAUUUGACAGUGCAUCUCGCAAUGGUCCAAAGGCUUUUGUUAGUGAAUAUGCUGUAAACAAAACAGAUGCUAAUAAUGGAAACCUUCUAGCCGCUCUUGGGGAAGCAGGCUUUCUCCUUGGUUUGGAAAAGAACAGUGACGUUGUAGGAAUGGCUAGUUAUGCACCUCUCUUCGUCAACACAAACGACAGAAGGUGGAUUCCAGAUGCAAUAGUAUUCAAUUCCUCUCAUUUGUAUGGAACUCCUAGCUAUUGGGUCCAACAGUUCUUCAAAGAGUCAAGUGGAGCAACACUUCUCAACUCAACACUCAUCGGAAAUUCUUCUUACGUCCAAGCAUCUGCCAUAUCCUUCCAAACCAAUGGCUUAGAUUACAUACAGAUUAAGGCUGUAAACAUUGGAAAGAAAUCAGUGAAUCUCAAGGUAUCGGUGACCGGAUUGGACUCGAGCAUCACAAAACUUUAUGGAUCCAAGAAGAAAGUACUUACAUCUGCCAAUGUGAUGGAUGAGAAUUCCUUCUCGAACCCUAAGAUGAUUGUGCCGCAAGAAAGCUGGCUGGAGAUGCCUGAGGAGGAGGACCUGAUGGUUGUUCUCCCGCCGAACUCAUUCUCAUCCUUUGAUUUGUUGAAAGAAUCUGCAAAUAUCAAGAUGCCACUAUCUGAUUCCUACCAGAAAAUUUCAACUAUAUGAAGAGAUAUAUAGCAUGUAGCUGACUUUAUGUCUUACGUCGU